This is a messenger RNA of Schistosoma turkestanicum, 661 nucleotides long. The record is from the annotation of a GenBank genome assembly. Lineage: Eukaryota; Metazoa; Platyhelminthes; Trematoda; Strigeidida; Schistosomatidae.
GUCAAUAAUGAAUGAAAAUAAAUUAUUAUUAUCAAGAAAUAAAUUAAUUCUUGGUGUUACUGGCAGUGUAGCUGCAAUUAAAAUACCAUAUUUAGUGGAAAAACUUCAAGAAAUCGGUUUUCAAAUUCGUCUAGUUUGUACAGACAAUUCAUUGAAAUUUUUUUCAUUAGACACUAUCAAUGUACCAGUGUAUAGAGAUGUAGAUGAAUGGACCAGUUGGAAAGAACGUGGUGAUCCUGUCUUACAUAUUGAGCUUAGAAAUUGGGCAGAUAUCUUGUUAUUAGCACCAUUAACUGCAAAUACCUUGGGUAAAAUAGCUAAUGGCUUAGCUGAUAAUUUAUUAACAACACUUGCACGUGCAUGGUCUCCUUUUGACCGAAAUCAUAAACCAGUAUAUUUUGCACCUGCUAUGAAUACACAAAUGUGGCAACAUCCAUUUACAUGUGAACAAAUUGAACGAUUAAUUAAUAAACUUCAUUGGAAAUGUAUUCAUCCAAUUGAAAAAUUAUUAAUGUGUGGAGAGACUGGGAUUGGUGCAAUGGCUGAAGUGAAUGAUAUUGUCGAUUGUUUAAAACAAGAAUUAGGAUGAUAAUUUCGUUUGUUUUUUUUUAAAGAAAAGAGUAGAUCACGUAAUGAAUGUUGAACAAAAUAACUUUGUCAA